AUGGCAAAACCUUUUCGCAUAUUGCGGAGUCCUGUUGUCCUGACAUAUGGGCACCUAGCAGGGAUGCUGUUGGCCACUGUGGCUGCAUGCGUGGUCUGUCAUGGGAUAACUCGCUCCGCUUGUCAAGCAGAGCUUCCUGCAAAACCGGAUUACGUGAAGGAUCCCGAUUACACGGGUUACCGAUCACCCUGGUGGUUCGUGCACUAUAAGACCUCCAAGGUGGAUGAGCGUGCAGAUACUUUCUCGCAUUAUGCUCAGUUUGCUGACCAGCGAAGCAAAGAACCCAAUUGGAGAGAUCCGGCUGACAAGAAGACUCAGGCUGUCUCCGGACCAUCCUCUGAGCUCCAGAACAUUCAGCCCCUCGUGGACUUCCUUUUGAAUUUCAUCCAAGAGCAUUCGAUCUCCUCCAUGGUCGAGGCUUCAGCUGGCCAUUGGCCAAGCGGUUGGCAAUCUAAGGUCAGCUGGCCACCCAUUGCAUAUACCGGGGUAGAUCUCUUACAGGAGAUGGUUGAUGCGAAUCAGAACUUUUUGCAAGGCAACGCCGUUGGAUUCUCAUCCUUCAAGACAAUGCGUGCCGACAUGACCCUCACGCCGCUGCCCCAAGCAGAUUUACUGUUGACCAAGGACACCUUGCAGCACAUGCCCAAUGUGGACAUUUUCCGGUAUCUCAUCCGACAGCAACUUCUUACAGCUUCUGGCGAACGCAGAUUCAAGUACGUGAUUUUCGCCAAUGUCUGGUGCACUGCCAGUGAGUAUCCCAAUCACGACAUUCCUCAAGAAGAGCAUGCGUGCCAGUGCAUUGAUCUUGCUGCAGAACCUUUCAAUUUGCCAGUAGAAACGGUUUCCUUGCCUUGCGAGCCACCCUGCAACACAGGCAGAGUGCAGGUCCUAAAGAUGAUAUAG
Molecule: messenger RNA, 903 nt
Organism: Symbiodinium natans
Lineage: Eukaryota; Dinophyceae; Suessiales; Symbiodiniaceae
Source: the annotation of a GenBank genome assembly